Molecule: messenger RNA, 1158 nt
Organism: Mycotypha africana
Lineage: Eukaryota; Fungi; Mucoromycota; Mucoromycetes; Mucorales; Mycotyphaceae
Product: kinase-like domain-containing protein
Exons: 7
Coding region: 1-1158 (385 amino acids)
Biological process (GO): protein phosphorylation; cellular response to oxidative stress
Molecular function (GO): calcium/calmodulin-dependent protein kinase activity; ATP binding
Source: RefSeq, a predicted model, not a curated record
AUGGGAUUUCGAGAGACAUUGAAUACAAUAGUUCAUGGAGGGGUGCCUCAACCAGAAUCGUAUGAGAGGAAGAAACUGUAUAAUUUUGGAGACGAGCUAGGAAGUGGAUCCUACGGCUAUGUCAAAGAGGCGACCAGACACUCUGAUCAUCAGAAAGUAGCUAUCAAAAUCAUACCCAAGUCGAAAGUCAAGAAUCGAUUUGAGAUUGUCCACAGAGAAAUGAACGUAUUAAAGGGUCUAUCUCAUCCUAACAUCAUAGGCUUUUAUGAUUGGUUUGAAUCUCGAGCUACCGGUGGUGAACUUUUUGAACGGUUAUUUGAAAGAGGCAAAUUCACUGAGAAAGAUGCUAUUGCUGUCAUCAAAUCUGUUUUGCAAGGAUUAGAAUAUCUCCAUCAGCACAACAUCGUUCACAGAGAUAUGAAACCUGAAAACUUGUUAUUUAAAACUCCAGAUAGUACAGCAGAAUUAGUUAUCUGCGAUUUUGGUAUCGCUAAGGAAUUGAAGGAUGAUGAUUUAGCAGUGCAAACUGUAUGCGGAUCACCGGGUUACGUUGCUCCCGAAGUACUUUCAAAGAAGCCUUAUAGCUUUCCUGUGGAUAUUUGGGGCGUAGGUGUGAUAACGUAUACAGUACUUUGCGGUUACCAACCUUUCCAAGCUGAAGACAACCUUCAAAUGAUGCACGAUAUAACAAACGCUCGGUAUGAAUUUCACGACCGCUAUUGGCGAAACAUAUCGUCUGAUGCCCGCAGCUUUAUUCGGAAAUGUCUUGCAUUGGACCCUCGCAAUAGACCUUCGGCCUCAGCAGCUUUAAAGGAUGGAUGGAUGACCGGACAAAAAGCAAAGGAGAUUGAUCUGUUGGAUACAGUGAUUGAGAAUUUUAACGCUCGUCGUACGUUUAAAAGCGCUGUCAGUGCUGUGAAAGCUAUGAAUAGAAUAAGAGCAAAAUCUAUUAACAGAGAAGAGGAAAGGAAGAAGAGAGGGUUAAUAUUAAGUAACAAUAUUGAUUCAUUAUCAAUUGAAUUGGCUGCGACAUCGAUAAGUGGAGCAACUGUAACGAAGGCUGUUACAAACAUGACUAACAACACAUCUGCAAUAUUGAAUGCAACUUCAGCAGCACCGGUAACUACUACAACAGUGAUCAAUGCGGACGCCAGCUAG